AUGAUGAGCAGCUAUUGGCACUCGAUUGCCUACUUCUUCCGCCUUCCUUUUCGCAUCCAAUGGCGCACUGCACUCGUGCAGAUUCCGCGUUUUGUUCCCCUCUCCAUCCUACACAUCACGUCGCCUAAGGGGCCGCAUCCAUUUCUCGUAGCGCUGCCAAGUCGAAGAGGCAACCUCAUCUAUAUCUACGUCUUUGUGCCGCCAAAACCGGUCGAUCUUGAGGGCAAUGGCGAUCAAGACAGGAAAGAGACUGGAAAAUGGCGUGUGCCUGUGGUGCUGGACUUUCAUGGUGGAGGCUUCAUAAUGGGAUCGCCGUUGGAACAAGCGCCGUACGCUUCAAUGAUGUCUCGCGAGCUCGGGGCCGUUGUCAUCAGCGUGUCGUAUCGCAUAGGACCCUUCCAUCAAUUCCCUGCGGCAAUCCACGACGCCGAAGACGUUCUAUCAGCCAUACUCGAUACAAGUGGGGUUUCGAAGGCCGGCAAGGUCCUUAGGGAGGAAAUUCAGCGGUACUACUCGAUAAUACGAUCGGAUGCGCUGGAAAACAAGAAGGAACCUACUGCUCCACACGUCGAGCACUGCGAGACCAUCACUCUCGACCCUACACGUCUUGCAAUCUCGGGCUUCUCAGCAGGAGGAAACAUUGCUUUGAACAUGGCUAUAUCAGUGCCUCCGUGUCCCGAGCUUGGAAUGUCGACUACACUAGGGCCUCACUCGCGCACCAAUGGUCCUGCCCCUGCGGACACCAUGUCCCCCAGAUUGCCCGAAAACCGCAGAGCCACAAUACUGGACGAUCCUUUCGAGUCGUGGCCAUCUCUCCUGCCCCCACCCCAAGCACAGCCCCGCAUGCUGCCACUUCUCUUGUUCUACCCUUCGCUAGACGCACGACUACUGCCACAUGAGCGUCCCAUGAAGCCUCUGCCCAACGCGCUGAGACCUGACGAUCACCAUCAGCAGAAGCCGAAAGCACCAGGACUGUUUUCAAUCAUGGGUCCAACAUAUCUCCCGCGCAAGCUGCGACCACAUCCACGAGCGAGCCCCGGCUUGAACGAUCCUGUACACAUCCAGAAAAACGCUGCCAUCCUCCUCGUCUUGCCUGAAAAGGAUAGCUUAGCAGUACAAAGCGAUGUAUGGGUAGACAAGAUGAACAACAAUGAUUGGAAUGGUCCUGUGCGCUUUGGCGACGGACGAGAGGGCGACUGGGACGGACAUCGGGGCGGACAAGCUGGAUCUUCCAACGUGCCUAGCACGCAGAACGGAGGCAUGGAAGUUUGGCACGCGCCCGGUUGCAGACAUGGCUGGACACAGUUUCCGGAUACGUUUGUGCCUCAGCAUGAGCGCGACGAGAGAGAACUGGUGUUUGCGAGGACAUUGGACUUUGUCAGAGACAAUUGGAAGAAGGAGCUGCGAGUGGAGGGGAGACAACUAGGGAAUCAGAUUCAAGAGUUGAGGCCGUUGAGCAUACCCAGUUCGAACGAGUAG
Alternaria arborescens is the source of this 1479-nucleotide messenger RNA. RefSeq lists its product as hypothetical. Lineage: Eukaryota; Fungi; Ascomycota; Dothideomycetes; Pleosporales; Pleosporaceae. The transcript is spliced from 3 exons. Gene Ontology annotation, molecular function: hydrolase activity. The record is from RefSeq and is a predicted model, not a curated record. Bases 1 to 1479 code for a protein of 492 amino acids.